Molecule: messenger RNA, 1647 nt
Organism: Prorocentrum cordatum
Lineage: Eukaryota; Dinophyceae; Prorocentrales; Prorocentraceae
Source: the annotation of a GenBank genome assembly
GCGCAAAAAUGGCUGCGGAAGGCGAUAGAGAAGAAACCAGGGGACGAUGGCUACUUCGACGCCUUCGCACUCCAAGAGACGCACCUUGGGCACGACGAGGUCGAGCUGCACGAACAGACUCUACACAACAUGGGGUUGAAAGCAGUCGCAAGUUUCACUUUGAUAAUUAUCAGUAAUUACAUAGACGGCAACUGUGCGAUCCUGAAUGGCACCAACGGCCGCAAGAUCGCCACGCUCACGAGUUCCCUCCUCAGCAUCAGUCAACCAUGGGUCAUUGUGGGAGACUGGAACCACACGCCGAAGCAGGCAUGGGACACUGGUUGGCCCAAGCAGAUCGGAAACAAGGUAAUGGCCUUGCCAAGUGACUCAUGCAUCUGCUUCAAGCGCGGCAGCGAACAGUCGCUCAUAGACUUCGCACUGGUCAGCUCCCAAGCGGAGCGCCACAUCAGCCACGUCACGGAGAUCAGGGACGUACUUUGGAGGCAAAGGGACAUCACAAAGUGCAGCAUGAGGCAGGCCAUCCACCACAGGAGCCAGCACAACAACUCCAAAUCCAACGACGACAAGUACAGCAACGGGCUGAGGCAGCGCGAUGGGAAGCACUCACGCCACGUGGAUGGUAUCCAGAUCGGCGGCCAGGAGGAGGACAUCGACCCCUUCGACGAGCUCGGGCGCCACCUGGACAUCGAGGAGAGCGAGCGCAUGCAGCAGGACAGCAGCGGGGGCCAGGAGGACCCCAAGCAAGCACAACGAGUAGCGGUGGCUCUACUUGUACAACUUGGAGGAGACACCGACCAAGAGGACGAGACGGAGCACAGCCCACCGCAAGUGCAGUACAAGGCAGAGCAAGACAUACCCACCACUUGCAUGGACGACCUCUGGCACUGCAUGACGCCGAUACCGACGCACGCUACCACCGCGAGCACCACACCACCCACAAGAAUUACGGAGAGCGCAGCAUACAAAGCCACGGAGAGCGAGACCGUGGUGCUAGGGGCGCAGCGCGCGAGGCCCAUGCAGGACAUGGAAAACCUUUACUGCGCGGUCUACCACAUCCCGAUCAAAGAAAGGAAAUUGCCCAAGGGAAGAGGACUACCGAACGAGCUCAAAUGCAAGGAGCAGAAGGAACGAGAACCCAGACACGCACGCUACACGGGCCACAACGCAGACGGGUGGCACAGGACGGCAAACACCCUGAACAUCAUCGAACAGCUCAAGAAGCGCAACCGAGGGAAAGAAAUGCAGGACAGGGCAGCCACGACGUGCAGGCUGCUGGCGGUGGAGGGACUACCACCGCUCGGACAUCAAGCAUCGGCAACGGCAAGGUUACACAGGAAGAUAUGGAAGACAAGGCUGCUCAACAUAGACAAGCAGGACAUCGACAUACUAGAAGGCAUGCGGAUGCAAGCAGAGCAACAAGCACACACAGCGCCCAAAGAGGACAUCGCGAAGGGCAGAAAGGCAUACAUCAAAUGGAUCACGACGGCAGCCAAGGAACCGCCAGGGAAAAUGCACACCAUCACGACGGACGGGAAGCGCUGCGAGCAGGAGCUCUUGCACAAGCUGGACAAGAAGCACUCACCGAUGGGCAAGAUGGGCACCAAGCUUGCAAUAUUUGAGAGCAUCUGGCACAAAGGACACACCACU